This is a messenger RNA of Melospiza georgiana, 2150 nucleotides long. It is a transcript of the gene LYSMD4, whose product is annotated as LysM domain containing 4. The record is from RefSeq and is a predicted model, not a curated record. The coding region runs from base 83 to 850 and encodes 255 amino acids. The transcript is spliced from 3 exons. NCBI's taxonomy places the organism in Eukaryota, Metazoa, Chordata, Aves, Passeriformes, Passerellidae.
CGCUGAGGAGAGCGGGGCCCCGCGGGGGACCGGGACACUCUGAGGGGAUCCGGACCCUCCUCAGGUGCUGCCGGUGUGAAAGAUGAGGCUGCACGAGAGCCGGACGAGACCCUUCCAGGCCCCUGCCACUGUGCACACCUUCCCGGGCCGGCAGCUCUUCGUGUUCCCCAGUGGCCGCUCCGACUCGGAGGAGUCCUCGGAGGAGGAGCUGAACGUGAUGGAGUUGCGGCCCCGGGGCAAGGAGCAGCAGCGGGGCAGCGCCGCCCGGGGCAGGCCGGGGGACGUGGUGCUCCUGGAGAGGGAGCUGACCGAGGAGGACAGCCUCAACAAGCUGGCCCUGCAGUACGGCUGUAAGGUUGCAGAUAUCAAACGCGUCAACAACUUCAUCCGGGAGCAGGACCUGUACGCGCUGAAGUCCAUCAAGAUCCCGGUGCGGCCGCACGGGCUGCUCACGGAGGGCGCGGGGGCCCCGCGGCCGCCCCCGGCAGAGCCCGCCCAGCCCGGCCUGACGGAGCCGCCCGAGCCCGGGGCGGGCAGCGCUGCUGGCGGCCAGCGAGUCAGUGACUACUUCAGGGGCAUCGACCAGAGCAUCCAGGACGCCGUGCAGGUGGAGGUGCAGCUCAACGCCGAGUACGGCGGGGAGGGGCUGGAGAGGCCCCUGCCCGAGGCGGGGAAGCGGGACAAAGCCGGGAACGGCGCGGACUGCGGAAUCCAGUGGUGGAACGCCGUGUUCAUUAUGCUCCUGAUAGGAAUCGUCCUGCCAGUGUUUUAUAUCAUCUAUUUUAAAACACAAGGCCUGGUGGCCCACACCUCUAACAUGACAAACUCAAAUGUUUCGUCGGUUGGAUAGGAAGGGAAAUUACCACAAGACUCAGUUGUAGGAAAAAAAAUCCUAAGGUGAAAGGGCAGCCCACUUCAGCCUCUCCAGCAGUGAUGCCCAUAUGCUCGUGACUGAUUCAAGUGCACCCGAGGGGAUACAACAAUACAGAUUAUUUUUAUUUUUAUAAGUAGCUGAUGAUGUAAUCCUGAAUUUGACUGAAAAUGAGGUGAUGUGAUUUUGAUAGAAAAACGAGGAUGCUUUGUUGCUUAAAGAGAUCAUCACCCAGGUGGCUUCAGAGUUGGGAACUCUGUUGAGGGAAAGUAUUUUGUAGCAAUUUAUUCAUUAUGGUUGCUUCAGGUAUUUCUUAAUGCUGUGUCUAGAAGCAAAUUCUUUGCUGAUGAGCUAGAGAGUGCAGUAUUAAUGUGGUUGGAAAGUUGGGGGUUGUCUGCAUUUUAAGGAAACACUUUUUGCUGGAAUAGAAGCGGGGGACACUUUUUCUCAGAAGCGUCAUAUUUGUCUCUUGCAGACCAUGGUGGCCUGCUUGACCCUAAUGAUGCCUUCUGGAGCUCUGAGCUGGGUGUGCCAGGGCACAAUGAUGCUGCCAGCACCCCACCUUGUCACCCCCUGAGCAAAUCUUUGUGCUGUGUUCAAUUGAGAUGCAUCAGGCCCAACCCUGGCAAGGGUGAGCCCAGACCUCUUCCCCUCAGUGAAAUUCCUCAGAGAUCUCAGUGCAGGAUCUGUGCUGUCCCAGGGUGCUGCUCAGCCCUGCAGGGGCUGUUGGAUGAGGACAGGAGAGCAUGAGAGAGGAGUCACAGGCACUUCUCAAGGGCUCAUUUGCUGGCAGGAGCUCUAGUCAGUAUUAUUUGCUAAAAAAACUAAUAAUAGUCUGUAGUGGUGCUUCUCAGAGACCCAGGCUCAGGCAUGGAAUUACUUGCUCGUGUGCAGUCUGAGUGGGAGUGAAGUGGGAGCUGGGUGCAGGUUGCAAGGCCCAGGACAGAAGCCCAAGAAGAAAGAAGGGUGAAGCCUUUCUGGAGAGGACUGUGACACUGCUGAUUGUGGCAGUUUCUGUGAACUGAGCACGUGCACUGAAAAGCUUCACAGGGCAGUGGAGGUGUUGGUCAGCCCAGGGCUGUGCCCUUCAGGGCCACUCAGCAAACACUACCUGCUGCAAGGGAGCAGCAAGGGAGGCCUUGGGAGCUUUGCUAAACAGAAGAACUUGCCUCAGAAAUUGGAUUCAGCAAAUUCUGGGCCUGUGGGCAGAAGUAAAGGCUUUCCUGGAACCAACCACUACAUGUGUGGGCAGGUGCUGUUGGUGCUGAGGGUGAGGGCA